AUAAUAACCUCAGCACCUGCCCUUUGCCUCCCCUCUUCUCCCGGCGGCGCUCUAGGGUUCUAGCUCCUCCUCUCCGGCGGCGCGCGCGCAUCGACAGAUCCCACCUCUCAGCCCGGAAGGCGGCGGCGAGACCCGAGGCUAGGCAAAGAUGGUGAGAGUCAGCGUCCUUAACGAUGCGUUGAAGAGUAUGUACAACGCAGAGAAGCGUGGGAAGAGGCAAGUCAUGAUUCGGCCCUCUUCAAAAGUGAUCAUCAAGUUCCUCAUCGUCAUGCAGCGCCAUGGCUACAUUGGUGAGUUUGAGUACGUUGAUGACCAUCGGGCGGGGAAGAUCGUUGUUGAGUUGAACGGGAGGCUCAACAAGUGCGGCGUGAUCAGCCCUCGCUUCGAUGUCGGCGUGAAGGAGAUCGAGGGGUGGACUGCUCGGCUGCUCCCAUCUCGUCAGUUUGGGUACAUUGUCCUGACAACCUCUGCUGGCAUCAUGGACCACGAGGAAGCCAGGAGGAAGAACGUCGGUGGCAAAGUGCUUGGCUUCUUCUACUGAAUAGAAGUUUUGUGAAAGGAUUCUCGAUUGGUGCAGUAGGAUAUUUAUCUUACGAUGUGUCCUGUCUAUUCCUAGUUGAUUACCGAAAGCACUUUGAGGGAUCUUUGAGCUGUUUUAGUAGUUCUGAUGAAUUAUGCCUUUGCGAAUUUAUUUCCAAAUGUUAUCAUGUGCCACUGGGUGGGUGGAUCUUGCUUGUAUUGGCUGUUGUCGAAUUUGCCUUAUAGUAUGCCCGUUUGAAGUGGAGGAAA
This is a messenger RNA of Panicum hallii, 789 nucleotides long. RefSeq names its product 40S ribosomal protein S15a-1-like. The transcript has 4 exons. Gene Ontology annotation, molecular function: structural constituent of ribosome. Gene Ontology annotation, cellular component: ribosome; cytosolic small ribosomal subunit. Bases 149 to 541 code for a protein of 130 amino acids. Gene Ontology annotation, biological process: translation. NCBI's taxonomy places the organism in Eukaryota, Viridiplantae, Streptophyta, Magnoliopsida, Poales, Poaceae. The record is from RefSeq and is a predicted model, not a curated record.